Molecule: messenger RNA, 2745 nt
Organism: Giardia duodenalis
Lineage: Eukaryota; Fornicata; Diplomonadida; Hexamitidae
Exons: 1
Coding region: 1-2745 (914 amino acids)
Source: RefSeq, a predicted model, not a curated record
AUGGCCCAGCAUGGCUCCGCCGAAGGAGCCGGAAACCUCAGUACGCUUAUAUUGGACGAUGAUCCAUUCGAUGCUAAGCACUAUGUGCAUAAUAUAAUGGGUAUUUUCGCCGAUAGGCUGUACAUUCUAAACAGCGAGCCUAUAGACAUCAGGUGUGAAUUUUGCUGUAGCUUCAGCACAAAUAUGUGUGCGGCAGCAUGUGGGCAUAAUUACUGCAUGUCAUGCAUCUACGAAGACUUAGCUAGCCUAGGUAUUGCAAAGUGCCCUGUCUGUUUUGUAGAUAAUUUAAUUAACCGGGAAAGAAAUAAAUCUGCAGCCAUUAGGUCCAACUCUACUGGCAAACCAUCUCUCAAGCAAGAACUGGAGUCAUCCAAGCAGAUUCUCCAGCACUACACCACAUACUUUUCUCAAGAGUUCGAUCCAUCGAUGCAGAGUAUCUACAUGGAAGGUAUGGGAAAUGUUUCUCUUAAGGGCUAUAGUAUGCGGUGCACGGCCGAGAUUUUUCCAAUCCACGGCUAUACUGUCUCCGUGUCUCAAUCAAAAGACAUUCAGAACUCUCUGUACGAGCCAGUAGAGAUACUGUGCCGCUUCCAUAAGGAUAUAAGCCCUUUACUGAGUGAGUGCCGAAGCAAGUUUCACUUUACCGAGGACGGGCUCCAGCGCUACCACGAUCAUAUGUUGCAUUGCUAUAAGACCAACAUUCUAUACAAGCAGCAUCAACAGUUAGAAGCAAACCAUUUGAAGCACAUUAAGCAGCGAUUGACCCAGAGAUUUAAUGAAAAGAUAACUGAAUACACCCCUGCAAAGCCUGCUGAGCUUGAUUCUCCAGAGCCGGUACCAGAUCCACAUCCACAUCCAGAACCAGAGCCAGAUUUAGAUCCAGAUGGUGACACUCCAAACAAGAAUACUAACAAUUUAGGACAUAUAAUUAGCAACAACACUAUGCUGAUGGGGAACGCUAUUCCAGCAAGUCCGAUUAGUUCGGAAUUUCUCCCCUACUCUAUGUCGUUUUACAGUGCCGAAUGUAAGAGACUUUUCAAGGCUGAUACCGAUAGUGCAUAUAGCGAAAAGUAUUCCUUCCAAAAGGAGAUAUUCCGUGUUCCACCAAACAGAAAUCCGGUUGUGGGCCAUAUUAUUCUUAAGCGAUUGGUUUAUGACGUUCUUGAGCACGAGCAGUUUCUACUUCAACGAGAUUUUUGGAACUGUCAAGUGAUAUUUUUUAUUAAUCCGUACGAGACUAUUAAUUAUUUUCUUUUUUCAAAUAUUACAUUGGGAUUGCAGGUUGAAGCGCCCGAUGGGAGGUCUUCCACAUACGAGUUUGUUGUCGACAGAGAAAACUUUCAAGAACAUCCCAUUCUACGGUUUUAUUUGCGGGUUCUCACGUUCUACGAGGGAAGAUACUCCUUUACCCUCAAGUGGAGCUGUUCACUGCCGAAUGCCCAGACGGGAGGAUAUACCAUCUUCCAGAGCGGUGAGCAAAUCUCCACAUUUGUAGCUAAGCCCAUUCUUGGGCCCAACCUUUCACCCAUCUGUCUCAAAUCCUAUAUAGAUUCUGCACCGCCAAUCCAUCCAAAACUACUUGGUCUUCUAACCUUAGGCCAUGAAGUCCUUACAAGGGGACAUGAAUGCAUCAGCCAGAUCGCCCCAGAUGACACAUCGUCUCCAGUUGUGCCCUCAGACUUGUCUAAGAGUUUACCGACUCUCGGGCUAAAGGAGAUUGAAGCCCUUUACCUGUAUGCGGCGUAUUCUCACACGGUCAAGGAUGGGUGCUUCUUCUGUGUUGGUUGCAAGGCCUACGCAUAUGUCAAAGAGUCCGCAACUCUGAUGAACACUGCACCCUUUCUGCAUGCUCUUAUACUUAUAUUGGAUCGUUAUCCAGAGGUUGAGAUUAUACAGACACCAGCCAUAGACCUUAUCUUAGCGUUGGGCACGACGCUUCCCAACUUUUUUAGCUCUACAUCUAUCGUUGGCAACAGUCUGCUUGGAAGGCUGCGUAGGAUCAAGCACAUUUUCAAGAACUUAACUAAGCCAUUAAAGGACACGAUAUAUAUGAUUUCUCAGAGAGCAUAUCACGUUCUUCCAACGCAGCUAAGUACUGUAUUUGAGGACUUCAGCAAAGCAAACGAGUUGACCCGUCUCUACAUCAAUAGGGAAAUUCUAAAUAAGAUCCCAUGUUGUAGCUCCUUCUCUAUGCUGGACAUGGUGAGAUUUUAUCUAGCGGCGCUUCGAUUAUUGAGAGACAGUGAUCCAGGCAAAAUUGCCUUUGAGAUCUCGGGGAUUUCUCGGCUUGUUAUUCAUCUCAGCAGGGACUCCCCGUUGUUUAAGAUCGAUCCAAAGAGUGCUAUAACAGAGAAGGACAUGUAUUCGUUUUAUUUGAAUGAGCGAGCACGGCUCACACCAACGCCCAAUACCUGGCGUGAAUAUGUUAUGCUACACAUUGUAGGGUAUCUUUGUGGUAUCUGGGAUGCAUCGAAAGACACACUACAAACCUUUUACAAAGCACUGUUCGAGAUAAUUAUUAAUAACCGCGCAAGCAACGGAGACUUCAUCACAGCACCAUCGUUUACUAAGCUGCAUGAGAAGCUACUGGCUCUACUUCCAGGUAAGAUCCUUGACAUAGACAACCCAUAUAAUGAUAAAAACAUCGCCAUUAUAAAGGCAAACGUAGAAUUUCUGACCAAAGAAGAGUCUGCCUCGCGCACACCGCGCACUACAUCAACCGAAACCAGCCAUGCCACGGUGUGA